GGUGGUCGGGUGGGGUGAGGGGCGUAGGAGAGGGUCCCGGUGGGCAGGCGGACCCCGAACAUCGAGCCCACUCCCCGCUCCAGGCCCGGGCCAGCCCUGUACAACCUUUUAUUUUCUUUUUCUUGAAAAGAAAAGAAUCUGUUUGCAUUUCCCAACCUGUGUGGAAGGGGAAACACUCGGGCCCGCGGAUCACAGAGGACCGGGUCCUCCCGGUGUCCUAGAGCUUCCCGGAGGCAGUUGCAGCUGGGACCUGCCUCUGAGCUGAUUGAUCAGAGAGGAGGAAGCAGUCAUGUCCGCCGUGGGAGCUGUAGCUCCAUACUUGCAUCACCCUGGUGUCAGUCACAGCGGCCAGGUGAGUUUCCUGGGGGCCCAGCUUCCCCCAGAGGUGGCAGCAAUGCCCCGGCUCCUGGGGGACUUGGACAGGGGCACGUUCAGAAAACUGUUGAAGCUGGUGGUCAGUGGCCUGCAGGGAGAGGACUGCCGUGAAGCUGUGCAGCGCCUUGGGGCUACUGCACACCUGUCGGAGGAGCGGCUGAGUGCCCUGCUUGCUGGCACCCACACGCUGCUCCAGCAGGCCCUCCGGCUGCCCCCAGCCAGCCUGAAGCCCGACACUUUCAAGGACCAGCUCCAGGAACUCUGCAUCCCCCAAGACCUGGUCAUGGACUUGGCCAGUGUGGUGUUUGGGAGCCAGCGUCCUCUCCUUGACUCUGUGGCCAGGCAGCAGGGGGCCUGGCUGCCCCACGUUGCCAACUUUCGGUGGAGGGUGGACGUGGCAAUCUCCACCAGUGCCCUGGGCCGCUCCCUGCAGCCAAGUGUCCUGAUGCAGCUGACACUUUCGGAUGGGUCAGCACACCGCUUUGAGGUCCCCACAGCCAAAUUCCAGGAGCUUCGGUACAGCGUGGCCUUGGUGCUGAAGGAGAUGGCUGACCUGGAGAAGAAGUGUGAGCACAAACUGCAGGACUGACCUGCACUCCCAGUUGCUCUGGUGACCUGGGGACAGUUGCUCAGACAUCUCCAAAGGGAAGCCCACCCUGCCUAGGAGCACUCUUCAGUGAGUGUGUGAAUGCAGCCAUGUCAUUUUGUUUGAUUGAAAAAGUCAGCACUGUUUUUCCUUUGUUUGGGAGUAAAGCAACGAUUAAAAACA
Molecule: messenger RNA, 1144 nt
Organism: Eptesicus fuscus (big brown bat)
Lineage: Eukaryota; Metazoa; Chordata; Mammalia; Chiroptera; Vespertilionidae
Gene: COMMD5
Product: COMM domain containing 5
Exons: 2
Coding region: 290-964 (224 amino acids)
Cellular component (GO): nucleus
Source: RefSeq, a predicted model, not a curated record